GGCAUUGUGGGCAUGCAUACAGAUGCAGCCUUGUUUGUCCUGCUCUGCUGAAGUGGGCUGGAGCCUGAAAGGACUGCUUCAGUCGCAGGGAAGGAGAGAAAGGGGAGAGACUCUUCUUCACGCUCUCCUCCCCAAAAACAUUCCCUCUUUGGGGUGCUGAAAGGCCUGGAGGCCGGGGAUGGCUGCGGAUGGGAACUAGGCCCAUUGCCAUGGAGACCGAGCAGUUGCCAUGGAGACCGAGCAAUGCUGCAAGAGGAGAAGGAAGGCCCAGCAGGGCCUCAGGAGGAAGUCUGGCAGGUAACUGGCAAGGGAAAAAUGCCUUUGCCAACCACAGGAAUUCUCUGACUCAGAACUUCCCCAAAGACGAACAAGCCUGUAUGGAAGAAAAAUGUCCUGAAGAGAUGUCCUGCAUAUGCACCAGCUGUGGGAGAUGUUUUGCUCCAAACAUGACACAUGUAUGUCAUGAGAGAAUGCAGCAGGAAAAGACCUUUGGAUGUGAACUUUCGGUGGAAGGUGUUGAUCACAAAUUGCAACAUAUAGCAGAGAAAACACACAAAUGCCAGGAAUGUGGAAAAUGUUUUGAUUCCAAGUCACAUCUCCGGCAACACCAGGUAAUCCACACAGGAGAGAAACCAUACAGCUGCCAAGAAUGUGGAAAAUGUUUUAAUACCACAUCGGGACUUCUGAGACACCUGAGAACCCACACAGGAGAGAAACCCUACAGAUGCCAAAUGUGUGGGAAAUGUUUUGUUUCCAAUUCCGUACUUGUGAUCCACCAGAGAAUCCACACAGGCGAAAAACCAUACAAAUGCCAGGAAUGUGGGAAAUGUUACGCCCACCACUCAGGGCUUGUUAUCCACCAAGGAAUCCACACAGGAGAGAAACUGUACAACUGCCAAGAAUGUGGAAAGGGUUUUCAUUCCAGGUCAGGACUUCUCAAACACCAGAGAAUCCACACAGGGGAGAAGCCAUACAAAUGCCAAGAGUGUGAGAAACGUUUUGUUUCCAAGUCAUCUUUUGUGGAUCACAAAAGGAUCCACACAGGAGAAAAACCAUACAAAUGCCCAGAGUGUGGGAAAUGUUAUGCCCGAAAUUCAGUGCUUGUCAUCCACCGUAGAACCCACACAGGAGAGAAACCAUACGGGUGCCAGGAGUGUGGGAAAUGCUUUAAUUCCAAGCCAGAACUUUGGAAUCACCAGAGAAUCCACACGGGAGAGAAACCGUAUAAGUGCCAGGAGUGUGGGAAAUGCUAUGCCCGAAAACCAGAUCUUGCCAUCCACCAGAGAACCCACACAGGAGAGAAACCAUACACGUGCCAGGAAUGUGGAAAACGUUUUUCAUCUAAAUCAUGUCUUGUCAUCCAUCAGAAAACCCACAGAGGAGAGGAAGAAUACAAAUGUGAGGAUUGUGAAAAAUGCUAUGCUUCCAAGUCAGGACUUGUGAAACACAAGACAGUCAUGCAUAAAGGGAAAAAAGCAUAGAAAAACCAAGAGUUCUGCCCACAGUUGAGACUUUGUCACCCACUAGAGUCCACACAGACAAGAAUGCUACAAUUGCUAGGAGUGUGGGAAAUGUUUUUUUCAGAAUUCAGCUCUUAGGCAGCAUAAGCGGUGCUCAGGGAGCAUACAACCCCUCUGUUGUGCCAAUUCCACUGGCUGCCAGUUUGAUAGCGAGCACAAUCUAAAGUGCUGGCUUUAGCCUUUAAAGCCCUAAAUAGUUCCAGACCAGUUUACCUGUCCCAACGCAUCUCUCCCUGUGAACCAUCUAGGUCUUUAAGAUCGUCUGUAGAGGCCCUGCUCUCGGUCCCACCUCCUUUGCAGAUGCAACCGGUGGGAACAAAAGACAGGGCCUUCUCAGCGGUGGCCCCUCAGCUAUGGAACGCCCUCUCUAGGGAUAUUAUAUCGGCCCCCUCCCUCUUAACAUUUCGAAAGAGAGUCAAAACCUGGCUUUUUGAGCAAGCAUUUACAGAUGCAGUGUAAUUAGAUCCAUGGAAUGAUUAGAUGAUGUGACUGGGAAAUGGUUUUAGUAAUGAGACGUUGAGGACUUGUGUUUUAUUGUUUUAUAUUGUAUGUUAAUGUUUUAAUUAUAUUUUAUAUUAUUGAGGGCAUUUAAUUUUGCCAUUUCUAAACCACCCUGUUGCCUCCGGGCUGAGAAAGGCGGUAUAAAAAUAUGGCAAAUAAAUAAAUAAAUAAGACAGUUCACACUCAAGAGAGCACUGAGGACUUUUUUUUGCCUUGACAGCAGAGCGGUUAUUAUAUCAGAAUCCACAGAAUCAUACACUGCUUUAGACCCCAAGUGCCAGCAAGUCAGCCAGUCCCUUGCUGUACUUGCCUUGGAUGUGUAUCUUGUAGCUCAAA
Messenger RNA from Anolis sagrei ordinatus, 2357 nucleotides. RefSeq names its product zinc finger protein 300-like. The record is from RefSeq and is a predicted model, not a curated record. Gene Ontology annotation, biological process: regulation of transcription by RNA polymerase II. Gene Ontology annotation, molecular function: DNA-binding transcription factor activity, RNA polymerase II-specific; RNA polymerase II cis-regulatory region sequence-specific DNA binding. NCBI's taxonomy places the organism in Eukaryota, Metazoa, Chordata, Lepidosauria, Squamata, Anolidae. Gene Ontology annotation, cellular component: chromatin; PcG protein complex; transcription regulator complex.